This is a messenger RNA of Clunio marinus, 612 nucleotides long. NCBI's taxonomy places the organism in Eukaryota, Metazoa, Arthropoda, Insecta, Diptera, Chironomidae. The record is from the annotation of a GenBank genome assembly.
GGGGUGUUCAAGUUUAUCGUCACGUUCCACAUCAGGUGAAAUUGUACAAAUCAACAAAUAUUAAGUUUUGUUCGUAUAUUUCAACUUUUGCAGACGUUAAGUCAAAUUAAGGGAGUCAGUUACAUUUUAUUUCACCGUAUUUCAAAUAAAAACUUGUUAUUAAACCUGUUGAUCACCGCGCUGACGUUGGCACUUUAGCAAGCAUUCCAAAUCAUUCCAAAUGGCAAGAAAUCGUGUAAAUAAUGAAAAGCUUAGUCGAAAAGAGAAGCAAGAGAUGAGGAAGGAGAGUGCAAAAAUGAACGAACAGAUUAAAACUAUAGUACUGCCGACUCUGGGAGUCGUAUUCCUUCUAAUAUGGGCUUUCGUGUACAUGAAAACUCGUGGUAUUCCAAUAACAAUUCCCCCUCCAGAGGAUGAUUAAAUCAUAAGAAGUGCCAGAUAUCGGUAAAUGCUGGGACCACAUUUCAUAAUUUGUAUUUGGCACCGAGAAAGUUCCACCAUAAUCCUUUUAUCAAUGUUUUUUAAUUAAAAAUUCUUUCGUUAUUUUGUAUUGAGAAAAAAGUGCUACGCACAAUAAAACAACAAUUUGAUAUAUUUCUGUGUAAUUUUCAA